This is a messenger RNA of Colius striatus (speckled mousebird), 1886 nucleotides long. RefSeq names its product MAPK activated protein kinase 2 (gene MAPKAPK2). NCBI's taxonomy places the organism in Eukaryota, Metazoa, Chordata, Aves, Coliiformes, Coliidae. Bases 235 to 1410 code for a protein of 391 amino acids. Gene Ontology annotation, cellular component: cytoplasm; nucleus. The transcript is spliced from 10 exons. Gene Ontology annotation, molecular function: calcium-dependent protein serine/threonine kinase activity; calmodulin binding; calcium/calmodulin-dependent protein kinase activity. The record is from RefSeq and is a predicted model, not a curated record. Gene Ontology annotation, biological process: vascular endothelial growth factor receptor signaling pathway; protein autophosphorylation; toll-like receptor signaling pathway.
CUGACAUCAGAGCCGGGCCGCGCCGCGCCGGGAGGAGGAGCCGCCGCCGCACCGGAGCCGUCGCUGGUCUCGGGGCCGGGGAGUACCGGCGGGGGGAGGCGGCGGCGGCGCUGCUGCUGCUUCACCCCCCCCCCCCUCCCCGCCCCAUCCCGCUCCCGCGGGGCUCCGCCGGCCGCCCGUCCCGGAGCCCCCUCGCCCCGCCGCCCGCCCGGCGCGGCCCGCCCGCCGCCCGCCAUGCUGUCCGGGGCCCCGCCGCCGCCCGCCGGCUUCCCCAGCCCGCCGCCGCCGCAGCCGCCGCCGCCCCCGCCGCCCGCCGCGCUCCCCCACGGGCCGCCGCCGCCGUUCUCAGGGAAGGGCGGCCUGCAGAUCCGGAAGAAUGCCAUCACGGACGACUACAAGGUCACCACGCAAGUGCUGGGGCUCGGCAUCAACGGGAAAGUUUUGGAGAUCUUCAGUAAGAAGAGCGGGGAGAAGUUCGCUCUCAAGAUGCUGCAGGACUGCCCGAAGGCCCGCAGGGAAGUGGAGCUGCACUGGAGGGCGUCACAGUGUGCACACAUCGUCCGCAUCAUGGAUGUCUACGAGAACCUCUACCAGGGAAGGAAGUGUCUGCUCAUUGUCAUGGAGUGCCUGGACGGCGGGGAGCUCUUCAGCCGCAUUCAAGACAGGGGAGACCAGGCCUUCACAGAGCGGGAGGCUUCAGAGAUAAUGAAGAGCAUUGGGGAAGCCAUCCAGUACCUACACUCAAUCAACAUUGCACACCGAGAUGUGAAGCCAGAAAACCUCUUGUACACCUCCAAAAGACCCAACGCUGUGCUGAAACUCACGGACUUUGGCUUUGCUAAAGAAACUACCACGCACAACUCCUUGGCCACUCCGUGCUAUACACCGUACUAUGUGGCCCCGGAGGUGCUGGGCCCGGAGAAGUAUGACAAGUCCUGUGACAUGUGGUCUCUCGGCGUCAUCAUGUACAUACUGCUGUGUGGGUACCCCCCCUUCUACUCCAACCACGGCCUGGCCAUCUCACCCGGCAUGAAGAAGCGAAUCCGCAUGGGCCAGUAUGAGUUUCCCAACCCGGAAUGGUCCGAAGUGUCAGAGGAAGUUAAGCAGCUGAUCCGCAACCUGCUGAAGACAGACCCGACCCAGCGCAUGACCAUAACGGAGUUCAUGAACCACCCCUGGAUCAUGCAAUCCAUGCAGGUGCCCCAGACCCCGCUGCACACCAGCCGUGUGCUGAAAGAGGAGAAGGAUCUGUGGGAGGACGUGAAGGAGGAGAUGACGAGUGCUUUGGCCACCAUGCGAGUGGACUAUGAACAAAUCAAGAUCAAGAAAAUCGAAGACUCCUCGAACCCUUUGCUGAUGAAGAGGCGGAAGAAGGCGAAUGCCCCCGAUGCUGCGGCACUGCCCCGCUGAGGGUCCCCCCAGCUCCCCCCAGACCCCAAUGCCGCGGCAUUAACCCCACUGAGGGACCCCCCAGCCCCUGAUGCCGCGGCAUUGCCCUGCUGAGGGACCCCCCAGCCCCUGAUGCCACAGCAUUGCCCUGUGGAGGGACCCCCCACCCCCCCCAGCCCCCAACAAAGCAAUAACUAUAUAUAUAUAUUUUUUAAAAAAAGACAAAAAGAGACAGACUGUUGCAUCAGGCACGUGGGGUUCAGACAUUUAUACCAGACUAGUUAUUUUUAGCUACUCACCUGUGUUUCUGGGCCUUGUGGAGCGGGCGGUGAGACCCCCCCCGUCGGGCAGAGGCUCGGGGGUCUGUCCUGGCCGUGGCAGCAGCCAGAAGGGCAGUUUCUGACUUCUGAUGUUUUUUAUUUCCUUCCUUCCAAAGACAUGGAGAUUCCUGUGGUGACCUUUGUAGGGUGUAUAACGUAUAAAUAUUUUUUAAAAUA